UGGUUGUGCAUUAUUAUGGCGAAGAGUUGUUUAUGUGGAGUCUAGGACUGCGGCCAUGUGAGCCGACACUUGAACGUAUAGUCACGCUAGCCGUUGUUGGUUCAUUUUUCAUGAAGUUUCAGCCGUGUUUUAAGCCCAUGAAAAUAAAAGUUGACAUCUAAAAUAUUAGCGUUUAAGCUCUUUCGGUAACAUGCUUGUCCGAUGUGCUACUGUUUAGUAACGCUAGCAUGCUAGCUGUCUGAUUGCUAGGCUAGCUAGUUAUGUUAUUUAACUUUUUAUGGUGAGAAAUAUUGAUAUGAAAAUUAUAUGGUGCCGCCGAAAAAUAAGUCUUUAAACACCAUUUGUGGCGCUGGGCAUAUUAACGCGUUUAAUGUACAUUGACGCUGUUAUUAUUUUAUUUAUUGUUUUACUCCGCUCACUGUUGAACGUCAUUCUUUUGAGCCGCCAUUACACAGACAGACAAACCCAGUGGUCACCGGAGGGAUGAGAUCUUAAUAACUAUUGGCUUUAGAGGGCUAUCGUCACGCUCUCUACCAAUGAGAGCCUUUGUUGUAGGGCUUUAGCCUAGCAACUCUGCUAGCAGGCAACUCCGAACAGAAACAUGGAAGACACCGUACUUCGGCAUUUUAAUUUUAAUGCUAUUCCCAAUGACAGGCUGGCUAGAAGUAAACUUAUCUUGUACUGUGGGGAGCAGAAGUACAUCAGACUGCCUGACCUAACCUUUGGUGCCUUCUUGAGAGAAGUGUGCCUAAAAUUUAACAUACCAGAAAGCAGACAGCAAGAUCUKAAGGUGUAUGACCAGUCUGACACAGAGGUUGACAUUGAUGUUUUUGAAGAAAUAGUGAAACAGUCACCUGGAACUUUCAAAGUCACUUUGAGCAAUGAAGAACCUGCACAAUUCACAGAUGCUACUCUGUCACCACUUUCAUCUUCAACCACAUCUGAUGAUACUAUCAAUCUAAACUUAACAACAUAUAACCCAUCAGAAGAUGAAGCCACUUCUGAAGGAAGUCAACCUAAAAGACCAUGCCACAUUAAUUAUGAGGCACAAGCGUUGAUUGAAAAUAUCUUGACAACAAAGCCAGGCGGUCAGCGUAUUCUACAAGAGUAUGCAAGAACUAAAUCUCUGACAGAUGCAACCAGAAGACAGAUGAUCAACAUCCUUACAGCUACAAUGACAGAAGUGCAUGGGACAUCCCCCCCUCCAUGUCUGGAAGACCCAUUUUCAAAACACGGAUAUGAGCAUUACUAUGAUCCUGAGAGUGGUUCAGGAWAUCUUGCCUGGCGUUUAAAGACCAUUCAAAGAAGGACUGCUGAGGAAAGAGGUCCCUCUGUUAGCAGAUCUCCCAAAAGUGUUGGUCCUGGCCAUGGUCAGUCCAGAGCUUUAAAUGUUGAAAAAGUGUUGUCUGAUGAGGAARUGGAAGCAGCCAUUGCUGUUUUGAAACACUCUGCUGAUUAUGAGACUGUCCGUGAGAAGAUGAAGGCCACCUUCCAUUAUCGCCAUUCCAUGGUCAAUGAUGAAAACAAAGCAACAGAUGUCUUCUCUCUCUUUCCACGAUUUCUGGACACACCAGGACUGAUAGAACAAGAUUUCAGACUCCUGUUUGACGAGAUCAUUGCCAACAAAUUUUUGGAGAAGUGGCCCACCAGUUUUAAAGCAAAGGUUAUAAAGGAAAGCCAUGGACUUGGACCCACCACAGAGCUCUUGGAUUUAUUGCAGAGCGCUGAGAUGGCUGAUGAAGUUGAAAAUGGCUAUCUUGCUGCUGCURCACCUGCUUCCACCAUCUGCACAAGGAUGAAAGAGGCUGGGAAAAUAUCUGCAUCUCAAGUGGUGGAUCACCUCAUCAGAUUUCUUAACGCUGGAACCAGUGUACAGCAGCAUCUAGAUAAUAUCACCCAACAGACUCAGCCCUACCUCCUUGCUCAGGGUUCCAUCCGAAGCAGCAUUCAUGCUUUCUUUAUUGUGAUCGAUAAGCAUGCUAUCCCAUGCAAGGCAACAUGUUCAGUGGGUGCUCUUGAUGAGCUCUUUAAGGCCCAUUAUGUCUUUGGUACAUCGUACAGUUCUUCUUUGACCAACUUUUUUACCUUUCUCCAAACAACUGUUUACAAUAUUGAUGUUGGGGAAGCAAAGGAAACUGCCAGAGUUGCGAGUAAGAAUGAUGCAUUGAGAUUAAACAAUGAGGUGUUCUAUCUGCAUAGGUGA
Molecule: messenger RNA, 2203 nt
Organism: Austrofundulus limnaeus
Lineage: Eukaryota; Metazoa; Chordata; Actinopteri; Cyprinodontiformes; Rivulidae
Source: RefSeq, a predicted model, not a curated record